Molecule: messenger RNA, 2660 nt
Organism: Papaver somniferum (opium poppy)
Lineage: Eukaryota; Viridiplantae; Streptophyta; Magnoliopsida; Ranunculales; Papaveraceae
Product: stromal 70 kDa heat shock-related protein, chloroplastic-like
Exons: 8
Coding region: 111-2234 (707 amino acids)
Biological process (GO): cellular response to unfolded protein; protein refolding
Cellular component (GO): cytoplasm; chloroplast
Molecular function (GO): heat shock protein binding; misfolded protein binding; ATP hydrolysis activity
Source: RefSeq, a predicted model, not a curated record
UUUCUUAUCUUCUCUAAUCUCAUACUCCCUCGAAGUCUCAGAAUUAGGGUGUUUCUUGCUCCUUUAAAAGCCCCUUUAAAGAGCUUGAAUCUCCUAAAUAAACCCUUUUAAUGGCAUCAUCAGCAGCGCAGAUUCAUGUUCUUGGUACAUCUUUCCCAUCAACUACAUCAAGAAAAUCCACUUCUAGAAAUGUGUUUUUCGGGCAGAGAUUGAAUUCAAGUGUUUCAUUUGGAUUACCACGUUCAGCUUUCCUAAAAUUGAAUCAGAACAAUAAACAGAGAAGGAAUUAUGGUCCAGUUAGAGUUGUGGCUGAGAAAGUUGUUGGUAUUGAUUUGGGUACAACGAAUUCAGCAGUAGCAGCGAUGGAAGGUGGGAAACCAACUAUUGUUACUAAUAUCGAAGGACAAAGAACAACACCAUCAGUUGUUGCUUAUACUAAAAAUGGUGAUAGAUUAGUUGGUCAGAUUGCUAAGAGACAAGCUGUUGUAAAUCCUGAGAAUACUUUUUUCUCUGUCAAGAGAUUUAUUGGUAGGAAAAUGUCUGAGAUUGAAGAAGAAUCUAAACAAGUUUCUUACAGAGUUGUUAGGGAUGAGAAUGGAAACGUUAAACUUGAAUGCCCUGCUAUUGGUAAACAGUUUGCUGCUGAAGAAAUCUCUGCUCAGGUGUUGAGGAAACUUGUGGAUGACGCAUCAAAGUUUUUGAAUGACAAAGUUACUAAAGCAGUUGUUACAGUACCUGCUUACUUCAAUGACUCCCAAAGGACAGCAACUAAGGAUGCUGGGAGAAUUGCUGGACUUGAGGUUCUUCGUAUCAUCAAUGAGCCAACUGCUGCUUCAUUGGCCUAUGGGUUCGAGAAGAAAAACAAUGAAACUAUCCUAGUGUUUGAUCUUGGUGGUGGUACCUUUGACGUUUCAGUUCUUGAAGUUGGUGAUGGAGUAUUUGAGGUGUUAUCUACCUCUGGAGAUACUCAUUUGGGAGGAGACGACUUCGACAAGAGAAUUGUUGAUUGGCUUGCUGCCAGCUUUAAGAGAGACGAAGGUAUUGAUCUUUUGAAGGAUAAACAAGCUCUUCAGCGUCUAACCGAGACCGCUGAGAAAGCAAAGAUGGAGUUGUCAUCCUUGACUCAAGCUAACAUUAGUUUGCCUUUCAUUACUGCAACGGCUGAUGGUCCCAAGCACAUCGAGACAACUCUUACAAGGGCUAAGUUCGAGGAGUUGUGCUCAGACCUCCUUGACCGACUGAAAGUACCAGUUGAGAACUCUUUGAGAGAUGCAAAGCUCGGUUUCAAGGACUUGGAUGAGGUGAUCCUUGUUGGUGGAUCCACACGUAUCCCAGCUGUCCAGGAGCUUGUUAAAUCAUUAACUGGUAAAGACCCAAAUGUUACAGUAAAUCCUGAUGAAGUUGUUGCUCUUGGUGCUGCAGUUCAGGCUGGUGUGCUCUCUGGGGAUGUAAGUGAUAUUGUUCUCUUGGAUGUGUCACCAUUGUCUCUUGGUCUGGAAACACUUGGAGGUGUUAUGACUAAAAUCAUUCCAAGGAAUACUACAUUGCCCACCUCAAAAUCAGAGGUGUUCUCUACCGCCGCAGACGGGCAGACAAGUGUUGAAAUUAAUGUACUACAGGGUGAAAGAGAGUUUGUGAGAGACAAUAAGUCACUCGGAAGCUUCCGUCUAGAUGGUAUUCCUCCAGCCCCACGUGGUGUCCCUCAGAUUGAGGUCAAAUUUGACAUUGAUGCAAAUGGUAUUCUCUCUGUUGCGGCUAUUGACAAGGGCACCGGAAAGAAGCAGGACAUUACUAUUACUGGUGCUAGUACACUACCCGGUGAUGAGGUUGAAAGAAUGGUAAAGGAAGCUGAGAGGUUUGCCGGUGAGGACAAAGAGAAAAGAGACGCCAUAGACACCAAGAACCAGGCUGAUUCAGUUAUUUACCAGACAGAGAAGCAACUCAAGGAAUUGGGAGAGAAGGUUCCUGCUGAAGUGAAGGAUAAGGUAGAAGCAAAACUUGGGGAGCUCAAGGAAGCUGUCACUGGUGGAUCAACACAAGCCAUCAAGGAUGCCAUGACUGCACUAAACCAAGAAGUGAUGCAGCUUGGUCAAUCUCUGUACAACCAACCAGGUGCAGCACCUGGUGCUGGGCCUGCACCUGGCGGUGAUGAAGCUGCUGGGUCUCCAGGAGCUGGAGCUGGCAAGGGACCUGAGGGUGAUGUCAUUGAUGCUGACUUCACUGACAGCAAAUGAGGAACUAAAUUGUAGGAACUAUCUUUUUUUAGGUUUCUCCUUUACCCUCUGCACUGUAUAUGUGGUAAGAUUUUUUGAGAGAUUUUUUAUGAGGCAGAUCUGAGGUUAUGUUUACACUAGGUGAGGGGAAAUAUAGGGUUUGAGCUUGGGGAGAGUGGGGAACAGAUGAUGAUGAAAUGUGAGAGCAAACAAGAACAAUAGGUGAGGACCCUUUUUGACCUUUUGAUAACAGGAUUACGGGAGAUAAAAUGGUUGGUUGGUUUUGCCAUAAUUGAUUAAUAUAAAUACCCAACUGUAAUUUGUGCAAUCUUCCCUCCAUCUCCAUUUUCCUUCUUCUUGUUGCCCACUCCGAUUGUAGGGUUGCACAGCACACAAUGGAAUAAGAUGGCAUGGUCCGGAUGGUAACCCCCUGCCACCAUCUUACUG